AUGUUCUCUCGAGCUGUCCCCCGUGUAUCUCCUUCGUCCCUCUUCGCCGGACGAAGAACAUUGACCACCACCCGUCCCCGAUUCAACUCACCAUCAUCCACUCAACCCAAUCACUACAAGGAGGGAUUGGCGCGGUACAAAACCUUUAGCAGCCCCUUCGCCAAGGUCUUCCUGGGUGCCAUUUUCACAUAUCAGGUGAUUUACUGGACGUGGUUGAAGCUCGAGAUGGAUGAGACGAAAUAUGAGAAGAAUCAACAAGUUGCAGCUCUGGAGAAGAAGGCGAGGGAAGUGACAGCCUCACAGAAAUAA
Aspergillus wentii DTO 134E9 is the source of this 309-nucleotide messenger RNA. RefSeq lists its product as uncharacterized. Lineage: Eukaryota; Fungi; Ascomycota; Eurotiomycetes; Eurotiales; Aspergillaceae. The coding region runs from base 1 to 309 and encodes 102 amino acids. The record is from RefSeq and is a predicted model, not a curated record. The transcript is spliced from 3 exons.